This is a messenger RNA of Rhincodon typus (whale shark), 1388 nucleotides long. Its product is annotated as zinc finger protein 239-like. The transcript has 4 exons. Bases 501 to 1388 code for a protein of 295 amino acids. Gene Ontology annotation, biological process: regulation of cytokine production; regulation of immune system process; negative regulation of transcription by RNA polymerase II. The record is from RefSeq and is a predicted model, not a curated record. Lineage: Eukaryota; Metazoa; Chordata; Chondrichthyes; Orectolobiformes; Rhincodontidae.
GGGCAUCGCUGGUUCCAGCAGUUUUUAUUCCCCAAUACCCCCAGAGGGCGGUUAGCAAUCAACCGCAUUGCCGUGGUUAUAGAUUCACGUUUUAGACCUGACUGGAUGAGGAUGGCAGCUUCCUUUUUUUUCCCCCCCUCAAGGACGCUAGUGAACAAACCGGGGGUUUCCCUAAAAGUCAAUAGUGACUACACGGUCACCACAAGAUGCUAGAGGAGGUUGACAAAAAUUUUUUAUUGAAGACAAAUUUGUAGGAUUUGAACUCAAAUCCCAAGAACAUUCUGAAUUCUACUGCAGUGUCAUUACCACUGUGACACCAACUCGCCUUGAGGCUUGGGUGGACCAGAACAGAUAAGGUAAGACAGAUGAGUUAAAGAUAUGGAUUGAUGUGUGAAAUUGACAUGUUAUGCCAUCAAAGAGAUGUGGUUGAGAGAGGGGCAAGACUGGCAACUCGGCAUUCCAAGGUCUGGGAGACGGAACGGGAUAUGUAGCCAUGAACCAUGGAAGUGAUGAAAGAACCUGAGAUACUAAUUGAUGAACAGCCUGCAUCAUCUGGAAUGCCCAAGCCCAGCGAGCUUCCUUUGGGAAUCCUAGGGGGUCAUGCCUUUUGGUGCAUGACAUGUGGAAAGGGGUUCAAGUGGCGUUGUCUUCUGGAUGCCCACCUGCGGGUACAUACAGGGGAGAAACCUUUUGAGUGUCUUCUAUGCAUGAAGCGUUUCAGCAAGUCUAACGAACUGCGAGUCCAUCAGCGCAUUCACACUGGUGAGAAACCCUUUGAAUGCCUUAUGUGCAAGAAACGCUUUUAUCGUUCCAGCCACCUGAGCAGACACCAGCAGUUCCACACUGGGGAGAAGAAGUUUGAAUGCCAAGUUUGCACAAAACGCUUUUUUACCUCCAGCCACUUGACCAGGCACCAGCGCAUUCACACUGGUGAAAAGCCUUUUGAAUGUCCUGAGUGCAGCAAGCGGUUCAACAGCCCUAGUGAAUUAACAGUGCACCAGCGAGUUCACACUGGUGAGAAGCCAUAUGAGUGUAUAGACUGCAAAAAACGUUUCAACCGACCUGGUGACCUGACAGUACACCGACGGAUCCAUACUGGUGAGAAGCGGUUAGAAUGCCCACAGUGCAAAAAACAAUUUAGUCGACCCAGUGAGUUGGUUGUCCACCAGCGGGUUCACACUGGGGAGAAGCCCUUUGAGUGUGCUGUGUGCAAGAAACGCUUUUACACAUCUAGUCACUUGAUCCAGCACCAGGGAAUCCAUACUGGUGAGAAGCCCUUUGAAUGCCCUCUUUGCAAGAAGCGCUUCUACAGAUCCAGUAACCUGACUAGGCACCAGAGAGGAGAAGGACAUAAUGAGAAAGGUAAUCCAAAUCAGAAUCAGAGAUAG